UGGUCUCCGGGCUUUUGUCUCGUCCAUCUUUGACGUUAUUUCUCGUCGACCCGAAUGGCCGUCGUUCUUGGUUUCGAUCUCGCAACACUGGGACCUGCCUCCUUCCACCCACGUUCCAUUCUUUGGGAUCAAGUGCAACUUCAAGCCCACAGAAGACGUUGACCAUGCAAUCUGCCUUUGGAUCAUGAUCUUUGCCUGCACAGUCCGGCUACCGGAAGUGGACGGUUUCAUGUUUGUCUGAAGGACAUUAACCGCGGGACUUCUCGUGCUAGUUUCUGUUGGGCUGCGUUGAACCAUGAUGCUCUCUUAUCCCACCAGCUAGGAUGUCAGAGACCACAAUCGAUCAAGCCCCGUCCUUUUCAGCCGUUGGCGACACUACUACGCCGUUGGACUUGUCACCAGAUGAUGCGGUAUUUUCAAAGUCCCCGACUUCAAACACCGAUGGGAGCGAAGCUACUACCACAUGCCUUCAACGCCCGGGAAGCGCCUUCACCUCGAAUCCCAGCAAUCAAGGUCGCGUGCGGACUGGAUGUUUAGUGUGUAGAGCCCGGAAGAUCAAAUGUGACGAACAGCGCCCACGUUGUCAGAAAUGCACGAAAUCGAAAAGAUCAUGCGUUUACAAGCGAGGACCACCUCCCCCUGUGCCUCUUCAUUCGGGAUCAGACGGAGCUGAAUUUCAUCAACCACCUCAGAUUCAUUCUUCUCCUCCACCGCUCGCCAAUCUUUCGCCGGCCGCUCAGCACACGGACCUCUUAAGCAACGAGCAGCUUCUGUCUACCGAAAGUGCUUCCGCAGGACCAUUCCUACCAGCUCAGACCCCAGAAGAGGCAGCAACAGCUGCAGAUCCAGCGUCUGUUGUGCUUCCAGCGCCGACAAACAACCCUCAUCAUCAAACUGUCAGCCAUCGCCAAGAUACUGAUCUAAACAAUGCCGACUCGCCUUAUGCUCGAUUUUACAAUACUUCGCUAGAUAUAUACUUGGUCACAACCCUGGACUGGCUCGGGGCAUCCGUGCAGCCACCUCGCUCGUUUUCGUACUUUAUUGAUGAAGUCGACUGCCCAUUUAUUUCACCUUUUGACCGUCUCAAUUGGACAAGACUCAAGAUCCACAUCACGCAAUUGGCGGUUCAGGACUUGACGGUAGCGACGGCCAUUCUCGUCACUCAAAAUCUGUACCGAGUCCUGAUCAACGGAUUGCCCAUCUCCAACGCGACAUCAGAGUAUCAAGCAGCUGUGGCGAAUUUUCAGACCAUGGUAGGCGACGACGAAACCAAUUUUGACAUCAUCCUUGCCGUCGCUUUCCUCCUCUGCCUAUGCGAGGUCAUUUUGCCGAACGAGGAUGGGCCUGCCUUUUGCGGAUUCAACCAGGCAUUCGAAACGAGGCUGAGGGCGUGGUUGCGGAGUCUACAGAUAUCGCCGAUCUCUUUGCGAAUCUGUACCUGGUUGCAAUUCCUGCACGUCGCCACGAAACGUGUUGGGAGUUGCGGCAUCAUGUCCGAGACCAUGUUCAGUCUCCUCAGCAACAACAUCAUUCUGGUCCCGAGCCUUUCAAUCCUAGACCGCUACGCGGAUUCGGCAGACGCCAUGUACGACAUCAUCAGCGCCCCGGUGUUUGCGUUUUACCUCGAACUGCAGAGGAUCUCGAACCAGAUCCAAGGUCUGAGCCACUACCGCCGAUCGCGAAUCGCCCCGUCAGACCAGGCCGAAGUUGCCGACAUUGCGGUCCGCCUCAAGAACGACAUGACGACGCUGUGGGACGCUCGUCCGGGACCCUUGCGUUUCCAACCGAGCCAGCUUCGAGAGGACCUGCGCAGUACCAUAGCCGAACCCCUCAUCACCGUGGCUGGCCUUUGUACUGCCGCGUAUGCCAUCGAGACAGUCGCUCUCAGGCGUAUACUCGGAGAUCCCCCCUUUCCGUCGCCGGAAUCUGGCCCAGCUCUACGCCAGAUCCGAGAAGUCAUCGAAGGUGACUGGAAUGUGAGAAACAAAAACGGAGCUUUGAACCCGGGAUAUGUUCGUCCGUUGUUCCUGUUUGCCAUUGAAAAUACCCAGCCCGAAGAGACGGGGUGGGCCGUGGCUCGUCUCAGAGAGACCACGAGCAGUCCAUUGAGUAGAAGCGAUUUUGUAGCGUCCCUGGCGGAAGCUCUGAGCGAAGCGCAAAGGACAGAACAGAGGAGGGUGACGACAAAGUACUUUUGUUGUCGAUUUUUCAACGUUCCACCGGCACUCAUCUAAAUAGGUUUGGUCCAAGUGAACACUGGCUUUUAAAGCUUUGGUGUUGACUGUCCAGUACAAAAUCAGGUAUCUAUAUCAAUUGGGAUCGUCUUGGGAAGAACCUGGAUCAAUAUCUCAUAUGUAGUUGUCAAGGUUUUGUCGGGAACAUACACG
Molecule: messenger RNA, 2387 nt
Organism: Exophiala oligosperma
Lineage: Eukaryota; Fungi; Ascomycota; Eurotiomycetes; Chaetothyriales; Herpotrichiellaceae
Exons: 1
Coding region: 324-2234 (636 amino acids)
Biological process (GO): regulation of DNA-templated transcription
Molecular function (GO): DNA-binding transcription factor activity, RNA polymerase II-specific; zinc ion binding
Source: RefSeq, a predicted model, not a curated record